This is a messenger RNA of Magnolia sinica, 3413 nucleotides long. RefSeq names its product potassium channel AKT1-like. The record is from RefSeq and is a predicted model, not a curated record. Gene Ontology annotation, molecular function: voltage-gated potassium channel activity; protein binding. Gene Ontology annotation, cellular component: membrane. Gene Ontology annotation, biological process: transmembrane transport; potassium ion transport. NCBI's taxonomy places the organism in Eukaryota, Viridiplantae, Streptophyta, Magnoliopsida, Magnoliales, Magnoliaceae. The coding region runs from base 360 to 2993 and encodes 877 amino acids. The transcript has 11 exons.
UCAUCGUUACCUGUAGAUAAAUCUACAACAUCCGAAAAGAAAAUUUUCAAUGGCUAGCAUUCAAUUCAAAACAUCAAGGGAUAGGAUCAUCAUUGAAGGAUGGGGAUAAGAGCUUAUUUACUACAGCCAAGGGUAUCUGGACGGCUCAAAUCAUCGGACCAUCCCAGCAUCUGGGCCCAGUUGGUUGCAGCGACGGAUGCUAGACUCCGAAGUCUCGACAGGCAAAACGAACUCGAGUGGAAAUCCCUCGAGCCUUUCCCGCAACUGAGAACGAAAGCAGAGCUGCAUACGAACACAUGCGUAUAUAAGAGCGAGCCAGCGAACGAGAGCGAGAGAGAGGUGUUUGAUCUGUUGCAGCAAUGACGGAGAGGAGGAAUCAGAGAGGAGUAUUCAGGGUGUCAGUAUGCGGGGAAGAAGCGGCGGAGCAGAUGUCGAGGGACGGAAGCCAUUACAGUCUAUCGAGUGGUAUGCUUCCGUCUCUAGGCGCUCGAAGCAAUCGCAGAGUCAAGCUCCAGAGAUUCAUCGUCUCCCCUUACGAUCAUCGUUACAGAGGGUGGGAGAAUUUUCUUAUCAUUCUAGUCAUCUAUACCGCUUGGGUAUCCCCAUUCGAAUUCGGAUUCCUUGAGAAGCCAAAGGGUGCUUUAUCUGUGGCUGACAAUGUCGUUAAUGGGUUCUUCGCCAUAGAUAUCAUCUUGACUUUUUUCGUGGCCUACCUAGAUAGAGGGACUUACCUGCAUGUGGACAGCCAAAAGCAGAUCGCUUGGAAGUAUUUGAGCACCUGGUUUGCUCUCGAUGUCGUCUCCACAGUCCCAACUGAAUGGACACAGCUGAUGUUGCCACCAAAGCUCCGGUCAUAUGGUUUCUUCAACGUGCUUCGACUCUCGCGUCUACGCAGAGUCAGUUCGAUGUUUGCCAGGUUGGAGAAAGACAGAAAGUUCAACUACUUUUGUGUCCGAUGUGCGAAACUUAUCUGUGUUACUCUAUUCGCAGUUCAUUGUGCUGGGUGCUUCUAUUAUCUUCUUGCCGCAAGGUACCAUGACCCUCAUAACACAUGGAUUGGGAUGGCUAUGGGCAACUUCCGUGAGAAAAGUCUCUGGACCCGCUAUGUGACCACUCUCACGACUGUCGGGUAUGGCGAUUUGCAUCCCCAGAAUACAAGGGAGAUGAUUUUCAACCUCUUCUACAUGCUCUUCAACCUUGGUUUAACAGCUUAUCUGAUCGGAAACAUGACCAAUUUGGUCGUCCAAGGGGCCAGUCGAACUAGGAAAUUUAGAGACACAAUUCAAGCAGCUUCGAGUUUUGCGCAACGAAACCAGCUCCCUCCCCGGCUGCAAGAUCAAAUGCUUGCACACUUGUGUUUGAAGUUCAGAACGGACUCAGAGGGGCUGCAGCAGCAAGAGACUCUCGAUUCCCUUCCAAAAGCCAUCCGGUUCAGUAUUUCACAUUUCCUCUUCUACGAACUUGUCGAUAAGUUGUACUUGUUCCGAGGGGUUUCAAAUGACUCGGUUUUCCAGCUGGUCUCAGAGAUGAAAGCUGAGUACUUUCCUCCCAAAGAAGAUGUGAUCUUGCAGAAUCAAGCACCGACGGACUUCUACAUAAUGGUGACCGGUGCUGUGGAACUUAUCAAAUACAGGAACGGAACAGAACAGGUUAUUCGAGAGGCAAGGGUAGGAGAUUGUUUUGGAGAGAUAGGAGUGCUUUGUUACAGGCCACAGCUAUUCACAGUCCGCACCAAACGGUUGUGUCAGCUACUGCAGUUGAAUCGUACUUCCUUCUUGAACAUCGUUCAGUCCAAUGUUGGAGAUGGAACUAUAAUAAUGAACAAUCUCCUUCAGCAUCUGAAAGAGAUGAAAGACCCGGUGAUGGAGGGAAUUUUAGCAGAGACAGAGAACAUGCUCGCUCGGGGUAGGAUGGACCUACCUCUCAGCCUAUGCUUUGCUGCAAUCAGAGGAGAUGAUCUUUUACUGCACCAGCUAUUGAGACGUGGCUUGGACCCAAACGAAUCAGACAACAGCGGGCGCACCGCACUGCAUAUAGCAGCAUCAAAAGGAAGUGACAACUGUGUUCUCCUCCUCCUAGAUUAUGGGGCGGAACCCAACAACAGAGAUUCAGAAGGAAGUAUCCCUCUGUGGGAAGCAAUUCUCCAAAAGCAUGAAUCGGUGAUCAAAUUGCUGGUGGAGAAUGGUGCAAAUAUCUACUCUGGUGAUGUGGGCCAGUUUGCUUGCACGGCCGUUGAGCUAGACAACUUAGAACUGCUCAAGGACAUUGUCCAUUAUCGGGGUGAUGUCACUCUGCCUAAGAACAAUGGAACAACUGCUCUCCAUGUCGCUGUCUGCGAGGGGAAUUACAACAUAGUCAAAUUUCUAUUAGACCAAGGGGCCGACAUGGACAAACCCGAUGCCCAAGGUUGGUCUGCAAGGGCUCUGGCUGAUCAACAGGGCCACGAAGAGAUAAAAGCCCUCUUCCAAGCCAAGAAAGAGUGUGCUGAUCACUCCAUCAUGGUCUCCAAUCCCCCAAGCGUGAAGUUCAUUGGGAAGUUCAAGAGCGAGCCAUCAAUCCAUCCAUCAUCCCAUGACAGCAUGCCACUCAUUGGCGAUGGGCGGUCUUGGGGGACGAACCUUCGCAGGCGUAAGAUCAACAACUUCCACAACUCACUGUUUGGGAUCAUGUCUGCUGCUCACGCAGAUGAGAGGAGCCCGCUUCGAUCUGCAGGCCCCGCAAGAUGCAUCGGGCCAUGCGGCAUUCACCGUGCUAGGAUCACGAUUAGCUGCCCCAAGAAGGGCGAUGUGGCAGGGAAACUCAUGCUCCUUCCGGAAUCUUUUCAAGAGCUGCUCGACAUUUGUGCUAAGAAAUUCGGGUUCGUACCCACCAAAGUCCUCACCAAAGAUGGAGCUGAAAUUGAUGAUAUAGAGCUGAUAAGAGAUGGUGAUCAUCUGAUUCUUGUUGGUGAUGAUGGGGCAAGAGAAGCUGACAGCCAAAAGACAGGAGAAUGAAGGGUGGUGAGAAAGGUGCAUGGAAACCAAUCUUUUUUUGUAAUAGAUGUGCUUUUCGGCCAUUUGGUGCGACCAUUGAUUGCCGCAUGGGAUUACUGAGCUUGGAGAUGGACAAGAGAUCUGGUGGGCCACUCUGUUUUUCAUGGGCUAUCACUGGAUUUUGGUUGGUGAUCUUGGUGUGGAAGUCAAUGGGAAGUGGGACAUGGUGUGGAAGGGAGAGAAUUGAAUGAAUGAAUAGAUAGAUGGAGUUGAGAGAUUGAAGAAUGUCUAUGAUCAAUGUAGCUGUCGGGGGGAACACCCAUCCUUCAAUAAAAGAAGGGAGAUUGGGUGAGAAUAAUGUGUUUUUGCCACGUCAUUUUCAAAGUUCCAAAGGAAAAUCUGUCUCCAAGGGGGUUUUGUAUACAAAGGUAUGUUCAUCCA